This is a messenger RNA of Helicoverpa zea (corn earworm), 1483 nucleotides long. RefSeq names its product derlin-2 (gene Der-2). Gene Ontology annotation, molecular function: ubiquitin-specific protease binding; misfolded protein binding. Bases 343 to 1077 code for a protein of 244 amino acids. Gene Ontology annotation, biological process: endoplasmic reticulum unfolded protein response. The record is from RefSeq and is a predicted model, not a curated record. Gene Ontology annotation, cellular component: endoplasmic reticulum membrane; Hrd1p ubiquitin ligase ERAD-L complex. NCBI's taxonomy places the organism in Eukaryota, Metazoa, Arthropoda, Insecta, Lepidoptera, Noctuidae. The transcript is spliced from 5 exons.
GAUUUACGUCUGUGGUCUGUCAAGUCAAUUUUCUCAGCGAGUUUGUACAUUUUGAUAAUUUUAAUUCAAGUUUUUAUGUAUUCAUAAUCGUUUGAUUAAAAUUUAAAUGACUGUAAAAUAUUAGGUGAUGUUUACCUUGAAGUAUGAAAAUAAUUUGAGGAGUAAAUAUUAAAUAUCUAUCAGUUUAAAUUGCGGUAAUCAUCGCGUCGAAUGUUCCAUUUGUGAACAAUUUUAUUCUGAUGUGGCCCAAUCAUGUUGAGUCGAAUUGUGACUUCGUUAUCUUAGCUAGUUUCCUCUUGAAUGUUAAAUAAUCUAAACUAGAAAAUAAUUUAAACUGAAAAAAUGGCAUAUCAGACGCUUCUUCAGGAAUAUAUGCUCAUACCACCAGUAACCAGAGCAUAUACCACAGCUUGUGUUGUGACUACGUUAGCUGUUCAAUUAGACCUAGUGUCACCAUUUCAGUUAUAUUUUAACCCUAACCUUAUUCUAAGAAGAUACCAAUUAUGGAGACUAGUGAGCACAUUCCUUUUCUUCGGGAAUUUAGGAUUCAACUUCUUCUUCAAUAUGAUAUUCACAUACAGAUAUUGUAGAAUGCUUGAAGAAGGCUCAUUUAGAGGAAGAACUGCUGAUUUUGUUGUCAUGUUUGUGUUUGGAGGUGUUCUGAUGAUUCUGUGUGCUUUCUUUGUUAAUUUAUUAUUUUUAGGACAAGCAUUUACUAUAAUGAUUGUGUAUGUUUGGUCUCGGCGGAAUGUCUUUGUGAGAAUGAACUUCUUUGGUUUGAUGAACUUUCAGGCACCAUACCUUCCCUGGGUGUUGCUUGGAUUUUCAGUGCUACUUGGCAAUGCAAUAUCAGUAGAUUUAGUGGGUAUGGCUAUUGGACAUAUCUAUUUCUUCAUGGAGGAUGUACUACCAAGACAAAAUGGGGGUCAAAAAAUCUUGAAGACUCCUAAAUUCCUAAAAAAGUUAUUUGAUCCAGCUCCAGAGCCUGAGUACAAUCCACUUCCAGAGCUGCAUCACGUACGACCAGGGGGUUACGACUGGCGCCGCCGUAACAAUGAAGAUGAGGAUGCUAGAUAAGCCAAUCACUCACAUAAUUGUGAAUAUGAUGCAAUUUAUUGCCAAAUAUUUAUUUUAAGGAUGUACUAUUUUUUUAUCAUUGGUUUCUAAUGUUUUCAUUAACUUCAAAAACUUUGCAUAGAAAACUUGAGGUUCCUAAGUUAUUACCUUAUUUUUCUUAUAAAAUCAAUUUAAAUAUUCCAUAUUCGUUUAUUCUCCAGAUAAGUGUUUCGUUCUAAAACACUAAGCAACGUGUUUUUAUGGGUAAUGGAUUUUUCAUACAGUGUGAAUUGUAUGAAUGUGUACAAAACAAAUGCAGACGUGAUAACGAUUUCGGCGUUAGCAGUGAAUCAAUAAUAUAAUCUAUUUUGUGUAAAAAGUUUACGAUAAGGGUCUGUUAAUUGUGAAUACAAAUUAUUGAUAAAUA